Molecule: messenger RNA, 1503 nt
Organism: Neltuma alba
Lineage: Eukaryota; Viridiplantae; Streptophyta; Magnoliopsida; Fabales; Fabaceae
Product: G-type lectin S-receptor-like serine/threonine-protein kinase LECRK3
Exons: 1
Coding region: 1-1503 (500 amino acids)
Biological process (GO): protein phosphorylation
Molecular function (GO): protein kinase activity; ATP binding
Source: RefSeq, a predicted model, not a curated record
AUGGGUAGUGGCUGCUGUGGCUACAAUAGCUACUGCUCCUGGGAUGACGUCAACAAGAGGCCAACUUGUACGUGUCCAAAAGGAUAUUUCUUGGUAGAUCCAAACGACAAAUUUGGAGGAUGCCAACCUCGGUUUUCCCUUGGUUGUGGAGCUGAUGAUGCUCGAUCACGAGAGAAUCCAGAAGAGGUAUAUCAUAUGGAGACUUUGCAAAGUGUGGUUUGGUCUCUUGGAGAUUAUGAAAGGUUGAUCAAUUAUACCAAUGAUGAAUGUAUAAAAUCUUGCUUGCAUGAUUGUAAUUGUGCAGUUGCCAUCUCUAAUGCUCGAGCGGAUUGUUGGAAGAAAAGAUUACCCGUUUCUAACGGAAGAUUCUCUAUAAGUGAGGUUGGAACAAUAGCAAUCUUGAAAAUAAGAAUUCAAGCACUGGGUAAUCUCAAUCCUUCUCCGCAAAAGGAAUAUCGGGUCCAACCUACUUUGUUAGGGUUGCUUAUUGGCUCCCUUGUUCUAAGUACUCUAUUCAUAGCAGCUUUGGUUUCGAUCAUUCUCUUAAAGCCCAAAAAGACUACUCGUGUUACAAGCCUUGUCGAAACAAAUAUGCAUUCUUUCUCAUAUGAAGUACUGAAGGAGGCAACAAAUGAGUUCAACGAAGAAGUAGGAAGAGGUUCCUUUGGCAUUGUGUACAAAGGCGUCCUCAAAUCAGUAACAAAUACUGUUGUUGCAGUGAAAAGAUUAGACAGAUUGGCUCAAGAACGAGAGAAGGAAUUUAGGAAUGAGUUGAGUGCUAUUGGAAACACAUGCCACAAAAAUCUGGUUCGGCUGAUUGGGUUCUGUGACGAGGGAGUUCAUAGACUUCUGGUGUACGAGUUCAUGAGCAAUGGUACUCUCGCAGAUAUUCUCUUUGGAAAAUUCAAACCUGAGUGGAAUUUAAGGGUUAACCUUGCUUUGGGAAUUGCAAGAGGUUUGCUUUACUUACAUGAAGAGUGCGACACUCCUGUCAUCCAUUGCGAUAUUAAACCUCAAAAUAUACUGAUAGAUGCACAUCUGAGGGCAAAAAUCUCAGAUUUUGGGCUCGCCAAGUUGUUAUCUUUUGAUCAGAGUCGAACCCAGACAAUGAUAAGAGGAACUAGAGGAUAUGUAGCACCAGAAUGGUUCAAAAAUGUUCCUGUAACUCCCAAGGUUGAUGUCUACAGCUAUGGUGUGAUGCUGCUAGAGAUGAUUUGUUGCAGAAGAAAUGUGGAAAUGGAUAUGGAUAAAGAGGAGGAAGGAGAGGCAAUACUGACAGACUGGGCUUAUGAUUGCUAUGUGGAGGGCAGAAUAGACAUUCUCGUAAAGAACGUUGAGGAGGCCAUGGCCGACAGAAGGUUGAAGAAGUGGGUGAUGAUAGCGCUGUUGUGCAUCCAAGAGAAUCCUGAAGUGAGGCCUACCAUGCAGACAGUGACGCAAAUGUUAAAAGGCUUCGUUGACAUUCCGAAUCCACAGCCGCCUUCAUUCUACACGCACGUUUGA